AUGGAGCCGGUGACCUGUGCCCAGCUGUUAGGUGACUACGACAAGGUGAAGGCCGUUUCUGAAGGCUCCGACUGUCGGUGCAAAUGCCUGGUCAGACCCCUGGGCCGUGGCGCCUGCCAAAGGAUUAACGAAGGCGCUUUCAAAGCAGAGGAUUUUUACACGGUGGAAACCAUCACGUCAGGACCCAGCUGCAAGUGUGCGUGCGUGGCCCCCCCCUCGGCGCUUAAUCCUUGCGAGGGGGAUUUCAGGCUGAAGAAGCUGCGGGAGGCAGAGAGCAGCGACCUGAAGCUGUCCUCCAUCGUUGAGAUGCUGGAAAGUGCCUUUUAUGGCUUAGACCUUCUGAAGCUGCACUCAGUCACAACCAAGCUGGUGGGUCGGGUGGAAAAGCUUGAGGAGGGCAUGUCCAGGAACUUUACUCAGAAGGGCUAUCAGACAGGAGCCAAUAUAGCAGAGGGUCUGCAGGAUCCCCACCACAGGGACAGGGAGAACUGCUCCAGCCUCAUCACCAACAGCCUUGCUGACAUUGAGAGCUCGCUGCAGCGGGAUGCUGAGGCUGCCUACACGCACGCAGAGGGCAAAUAUGAAGAAAGAUUCCUGAAAGAUGAAACCAUCUCCCAGCAGAUCAACUCUGUUGAGUCCCUCCCAGAACUGCACCUCUCUCCAGAGGACGAGAAGCCCAAGCAGCUCUUGCAGAGGAAGCUGCAUGUGAGGAGCCGGCCUCCUUCCAAGCCCACCAUCGUCCGAGGGGUAACCUACUACAAAGCCCAGUCCACCGAGUCAGAGAACGACAUUGAGGAGCAACCGGACGAGCUGUUCAGUGGAGACAACACCGUGGACCUGCUGAUCGAGGACCAGCUCCUGAGGCCCAGCAGCAGAGCAGGCGAGGGCAUGAGGAAGCCCUCACCGGUGGGAUGGCCACCCACCCCUGGCAGCGACCCCACCACCCCGCCGGCUGCUGACACUGCUGUGACAGCCACAGUGCCCCUGUCCCCUGCCAUGUCUGCGGGGCCCACACCAGACCCCACCACUGUGGGCCAGCUGACCCCCACGCCAGAGACCACGGCUGCCCCAGUGGGGCUGGCAGAGGAGGGGACCCCGCAGCUGCUGGCAGCCUUGGCCAGCACAGUGGUGGCCACAGCCACAGAGAGCUUGCCUACAGCUGCCACCACUGUCCCCAGCCCUGCUGUGGCCACCACUGCUGGGACCUCAAAGGAUGUGGGGACAAGCCCUGUCCUGGAGAGCAGCCCAGAAGCUUGGGGACAGGUGAGCACCCCUGCGACACCAGUCAGCCCCACCAUCCCUGCCACCCCAAAGCAGGUCCUGGAGGAGGAGGACAUCAGGAACAUCAUUGGGCGCUGCAAGGACACACUGUCCACCAUCUCAGGGCCCACCACCCAGAACACCUAUGGGCGAAAUGAGGGGGCCUGGAUGAAGGACCCCCUGGCGCGGGAGGAGCGGAUCUACGUCACCAACUACUACUACGGGAACACACUGGUGGAAUUCAGGAACCUCGACAACUUCAAGCAAGGUCGCUGGAGCAACUCCUACAAGCUCCCAUACAGCUGGAUUGGGACAGGGCAUGUUGUCUACAAUGGCUCUUUCUACUACAACCGGGCCUUCACGCGCAACAUCAUCAAAUACGACCUGAAGCAGCGGUUUGUGGCUGCCUGGGCCAUGCUGCAUGACGUGGCCUACGAGGAGUCCACCCCAUGGCGGUGGCGAGGCCACUCAGAUGUGGACUUUGCCGUGGAUGAGAAUGGCCUGUGGGUCAUCUACCCGGCCAUCAGCUACGAGGGCUUCAACCAGGAGGUGAUUGUGCUGAGCAAGCUGAAUGCGGCUGACCUCAGCACCCAGAAGGAGACCACCUGGCGGACGGGGCUGCGGAAGAACUUCUACGGGAACUGCUUUGUCAUCUGUGGGGUCCUGUAUGCAGUUGACAGCUACAACAAAAGGAACGCCAACAUAUCCUACGCCUUUGACACGCACACCAACACGCAGAUCAUCCCCCGCCUGCUCUUUGAGAAUGAGUAUGCUUACACCACGCAGAUAGACUAUAACCCCAAGGACCGCCUGCUCUACGCCUGGGACAAUGGGCACCAAGUCAACUACCACGUCAUCUUUGCCUACUGAGACCCCCUGCCACAGCGGGACACUGCGAGCCAGAGGCCACCAGCACCUUUUAUUAUUAUUUUUAUUAUUGUUAUUUUGUACAAAUCUAAGAGUAAAUGAUGAGUUUUGUUUCAAGCUGUUUUUUUAUGGUGGAUUGUAGAUCAAUCCCCAGGCCAGAACCACCCCCUUCAUCUUUGCUGUAACCUUGCUUCUGAUUUUCCUUCCUGUGGGGAGGAGGCCUUCCUUCAGGAGGGCAUACCCAGCUCUCCUGCCCAGGGAGGAGGACGUGGCCCAGACGUGGUCCUCCUGACAUGGUUUUUAACUAAAGAUGAUCAGCAAGAUCCCCAGAACUGGUGUGAAGCUGGCCUUUCCGCUGCAGGCACCAGUUCCCAGCGGGAUGCUGAUGUCCGUCUGUCCUCGUGGAGGACAUGCAUGUCCCACAGGAAUGUCCUGUAUCUCUUGACCAUCUUCCCAGCUGACGGUCAGCAGGCCCUUUGGAGAUCCUGCUGUACAACAGGGCUGCAGUGCUGCUCUGGCAGCCCCUGGUGCUGGCACUUACGCUGAGAGGACUGUCUCCUCCAGCUGGGGCUCUGCCCUUUGCAACCUGCUCUUGGGGGCUGGGGGCACCCUGAGCCCUGACUCAUGUCUGGAGCGAGCUGGCAGCGGGAGGGGUACACUGUAAAUACCUGUAGAUGGCUUUUGUUCAUUUUUGUAACCUAAAAUAGUCCCCUUUGGCAGCUGCUGGGCAAAGGCUCUGCUCGGCUGGGUGCUGGGCUGCCUGGGUGGGGAAGUGUGGGGCUGGAGGAGCCCUCGUGCCCCAUCCCACUGCCGCUCUGUCUCCUGCAGAGCCUUGGCCCAUGUGCCCUCUCAGGGCCCUGCUCACCUCUGUCCUGGCUGUUGGCCCUCAGGAGCCCUUCAUAGAGGUACAGCCCCUGCUCUUCUGCCCGGCAGCUUCUUGUAUUUACCUGCUGUCAACAAUAAAAGAUAAAGUACCUUUGCAGCUGUUCGGGGCUUUCUUU
Messenger RNA from Athene cunicularia (burrowing owl), 3128 nucleotides. RefSeq names its product olfactomedin like 2B (gene OLFML2B). The transcript is spliced from 8 exons. Gene Ontology annotation, biological process: signal transduction. Lineage: Eukaryota; Metazoa; Chordata; Aves; Strigiformes; Strigidae. The record is from RefSeq and is a predicted model, not a curated record. The coding region runs from base 1 to 2130 and encodes 709 amino acids.